Messenger RNA from Tympanuchus pallidicinctus (lesser prairie-chicken), 8696 nucleotides. RefSeq names its product protein DDI1 homolog 2. The coding region runs from base 1924 to 4545 and encodes 873 amino acids. Gene Ontology annotation, molecular function: protein binding; aspartic-type endopeptidase activity. NCBI's taxonomy places the organism in Eukaryota, Metazoa, Chordata, Aves, Galliformes, Phasianidae. The transcript is spliced from 9 exons. The record is from RefSeq and is a predicted model, not a curated record. Gene Ontology annotation, biological process: proteolysis.
CUGCUCUCUGCCUUUUGUCACAGUUUGCUCGCAGGCGUUGUGCCGCUGGACAAGGCAGUGUCAGCUCUGUCGCUUUAUCUCGGCGUGCUUGGCAAAGUUUGUGAAGUUUUGUUUCCUGAAGUUUUUGCUUUGUGAGCCAUUUCCCACUCUACAUUAAGAAGGCGUUUUUCCAGUCAAGUGGAUAUUAGUCAGCGACGGAGGACUGUGAGACAGGAAAGCUGCGUGCCCUGCUGAGCAGGUUCUCAGUGCCUCACCUGGCUUCAGACUGCUUUCCUCUGCCCUCGUGAAGCUCUGAUUUUGCUGCUUAGUGAUGAAAGGCACAAUGCUCUCUGGUUCUGAGAUUGACAUGCCGGUGUGUGGGGAUUAUUGUGCAGUAGAACCUGUGCUCAACACUGGAGCAGCUGUAGACAGUGGUUUGAGUUGGGAGACGCUCCUGAGAAAGUGUAAGGGGAUGGUGUUGAUGUAACCUUUAACACAAGAAUGAAACCAUUGCCUAACUUGUUUUCCAGAGCAGUAGAAAAUCAAGAUUAUGUGGAUCUUGCAUUAGGAAAAAAGCUCUUUGUCUAUGAGAAGUGGAAAGGGAGCCACAGCAGUGUAUAUAGGGCUCCUGCCUUCUGGGCUUGCUUGCAAUGCUGUGUUACAGCCGAUGAGGCACCAGCAUCUCUGAUGACUCCUACAGCAGGUGACAGGGCCAGCCCCUGCUAUGUGACAGGGACGUUCUCUGCCCUCCGGAAGCUGUGAGCGCUUGGUAGCUCAGUGACCUUGUUUGCAAAGCUGCCCCUCUUGCGUCACGGUGACCUGUCAGCUUUGCAUCUAUUUCAGGAUAGCAAGGGCUCACGUACUUCUGUGCAUGCUUUUGCUGGGAGUUCCCUUUGCAUCUUUGCUCUGCUGCAAUUAAACUGCCGCAGCUUUGUGAUUACAGGGACUACAGGUAACAUGGGUCAACUCUGCUUUUCAGGAGUGCUUCUGCUUGCUUUCUGUUCACCUGUCUGUUUAUACAUUAUUCUGUUUCCUUUUAAAAAUUUUUUUCCAAGUGUGAAUUUAUUGUUCCUUCCCCUGCUCUUUCUGUCUGUGUUUGUGCAGUCUUCUUUGGAUCUUCAGUAGAAAGAAGGCUACAAAACAUAAAUUAUCAGCAAAGCAGUUCUGUCAAAAGAUUUUGCAUGCCUAAACUACCUCCAAAACCAGGGGACAGUGUGGGUCCUUGUGUUGCACCCAUCACAUUUGGUUUUACUGCACAUAACACUCAUUGCCUUACGGUAACACUUACUGCUUCCUGGCAAAAAAAAGAAGAUGCUUUUAGUAGCGAGGACCGUGCAGGGUCUGUAAACCACAGAGUGAGUCUGAGUCUUUAUCAUUUGGUGAAAUUCAUUCCGGGCACUGUAGUUUGGGGUGGAGGUGACUGCUGAAGCCCAUGGCUUUGAGGAGUAGAGGACUGGAGGGUGGCACAAGAUAGUGUGUGAGCUGCAGCUGGGUUGUGCUGAUAAGGGGAGGUGUAGCAGGAAGAGCAGAGGGCAAGAAAUUUGGCUCGCUGUUUUCUCUCUCGCAUCGAGCAGAUGCCUUUUGUGGAGAAGAAGAGGGAACCUGGAGUUAAAACUGACUUUUCUGUGUUGUUCUGGCAGUGGUGGUAUAUCCUUCCUCCCUCUAUGUAUUGUCUAUGCGGAGAGGCCUCUCACUGACAACAACAGAUCCCUGGCCUCCUAUGGCUUGAAAGAUGGAGACGUGGUGAUUUUACGACAGAAAGAGACCGUAGAGCCACGGCCCUCGAUCCGUUUCCCAGCCCUGCCGAGGAUCGACUUCAGCAGCAUUGCGGUUCCUGGGACGUCGGCUCAGCAGCGUCAGCCACCAGCACAGCGCCUUCGCCCGUCGCCUCCCGAUGCGCCUUCAUUCCCUCAGGGUUUGGAAAACCCAGCAUUGCUACGGGAGAUGCUGCUGGCCAAUCCCCACGAGCUGUCCCUGCUGAAGGAGCGCAAUCCGCCCUUGGCAGAGGCGCUGCUCAGUGGAGACCUCGAUAAAUUUACCAGGGUACUGCUGGAGCAACAGCAGGACCGAGCCCGACGGGAACAAGAGAGGAUCCGACUGUAUUCAGCUGACCCUUUUGAUCUUGAGGCACAGGCCAAGAUAGAAGAAGACAUAAGGCAACAAAAUAUUGAAGAAAAUAUGACGAUAGCAAUGGAAGAGGCACCCGAGAGCUUUGGCCAGGUGGUGAUGCUUUAUAUUAACUGUAAAGUCAAUGGACAUCCAGUGAAAGCUUUUGUUGACUCAGGUGCCCAGAUGACCAUUAUGAGCCAAGCUUGUGCUGAAAGGUGCAACAUAAUGAGGCUGGUGGAUCGGCGGUGGGCUGGCAUUGCUAAAGGUGUAGGCACUCAGAAGAUAAUUGGCAGAGUGCACUUAGCUCAGGUUCAGAUCGAAGGGGAUUUCCUGGCGUGCUCUUUCUCCAUCCUCGAAGAGCAGCCCAUGGACAUGCUUCUCGGACUGGAUAUGCUUAAGAGGCAUCAGUGUUCCAUUGAUCUCAAGAAGAAUGUGCUGGUGAUUGGCACGACUGGCUCACAGACCACUUUCCUCCCAGAGGGUGAGCUCCCAGAGUGUGCCAGGCUGGCUUACGGGGCUGGGCGAGAAGAUGUGCGGCCAGAGGAGAUUGCAGACCAGGAACUAGCAGAAGCAAUACAGAAGUCUGUAGAGGAAGCAGAGAAUAGUGACAAAGAAACUACCUCACUGGAAAUGCCCUCAUUACCAGCUUCUGAUGGGUUUCAAAAUCCAGUCCAGUCUUCAGGACUAAGUUCUAAGAUCUGUAAUCCCACAAAUCAGUUACUUGAUCGAUCUGUCUUUGCCCCUGCUUCAACUUGCUUAUCCAAACCUAGCCUCACAGAGCCCACUGAUCCUGGAGCCGUCAAGUCAAUUGAGUCUUCAACUGAAUGCUGGAUCACCCCAGAAAAAGAUCAUCCUCUUGUGUUACAGCAUCUUCCCAAUAACUCUUCCUUGGCAGAUAAUGACCGCUCUCUCCAGACAGAGGAGGUGAAUUCUUGCAGUCCAGCUUGCCUUUCACAGAAAACACUUCAAGAAACAUUUCUUGCUGACAGUCUAAUGGAAUGUAACACAAUAGAACAGGGCUGUGGUGAGGAACCUCUUUUGAAAGUGACAAAAGAAAAUAGUUUGACUGACAGCCCUACUAAGCUUGGGCAAAUAGAAGAUGCAUCUCUGCCUUCAGAACUAAAGGAACCAAAACAGAAGAAUGAGUUUGCCAUAAACCAUCAGAUGUGCAAAGAGCCAGAGAAGUUUGAGCAUCUGGAGAAACAAACUGACAAAACUGACCCAGAACAUCCUGGCAACAUUGGUGGGGUCGAGAAACCUGCUGUGGAAGAAGAGGGCCAUCCAGCCAGUCAGCCAGGAAGUCUUCCUGCAGAAAUGAGAGAAGGUAGACUGGAGAAAGCAGAUCUUUCCUGUGUGAAGGGGUGUAUCCAAACAUCCUGUCAUGUGCACAUGGAAGUGGAUACAACUGAGCACUCUGUGGCUGAAGUGCACAUCUCAGCAAGCAAGCAGAAGUGGCAAGCCAAAAAUGGAAGGGCAUCUGACCUGAACUCAGAUGCCUCUUCUAUGGAAGUGGAGUCACUGAAGUCUGCAACUUCCCUGAGUGAUGCAGUUUCCACCUCUGAUGUGUUGCAGUCUAAAAGCACCAGUGGAAUCCCCACAAAGUGUAAUGAGUUGUCCAGUUCAACAGCUGAACACAGUUCUUCCCCCUCCAUCAUUCAUCAACAGGACACAGAUCUGGGUAGACAUUUAGAAGAGCCAUGUUUCUCUCUUGCAUCAGCCUUGAAAGAGCUUCACAAACUCCUGAUCAGUUGUAAAGGAGAAUGUAAACUUCUUACAUCUCAAGUCUCUCAGCUGGAAAUGGUUCACAAAGAGCAAGUACAACAGAAGGGGUUUUCUGAAGAUGAGUGGAUAGUGUCAGAUCCAAAUGGCCAGCAACAGAGUAGUUCCUCCUUUAAUGUGAGAUAUGAAGGUGGAAAAGCAGAGGGGAGCCAGCCUUGUGAUUCUGGCACAGAAAACGUUGGUGUUGGGUCUGUCACUCACAUGGAAUCGGCUCCUGGAGAAGACGCCUCAGAAAUUCCAGAGUUUUCAGAUAAUGAUUCGACUGCAGGGACAUCUGACCAACAGGAGAGCUCUGAGCAGGCAAAGGUUUUGCCAGAAUGGUUCCAGUGUCCGCCUUUGGAACAGAACACUGUUUCCUCUAAGCCUGCUUUGGGUGAAGGUACAUCUCAAGAUACUCAGGCAUCACUCACAAAAGCACCUGAGGGAAGCAGCAGUUCUGCUCCUGACGGCCCAGCACCAUGGGGUGGCUGUGAGGAACCACUGCCUGGUCCACCUGCUGAGUCCACUGAACUUCCCUUGGUUGCUUCACCUCCUGCUUUCCCUGCAGCUGAUGUUGAUCGAAUCCUUGGUGCUGGCUUUACCACGCGAGAAGCUCUGGAGGCCCUGGAACAAGCAGAUGGGAAUGCAGAUCUUGCUCUUCUCAUUUUGCUAGCCAAGAGUAUUGUCGUUCCUACAUAACUGUGGAAGAGUGGGUCUUAAGACAUAUCUAAAUUACACAUUGUAACGUGCAAGCAGAAUGUUGAGCCAGAGUUUUUAAUUAUUUGCAGCCAAAGUAACGUGUCUGUUCUGUUUCGCUUGUUGGAUUUGGCCUUUUGAAAGAAAGAAAAUGUCCUCGUAUUGCGUGGAUGGGACAGCUUUUGAUUAUACUUACUGGAUUAAAAUUCAUGUUUUUAUUUAAAUGCAAAAUUUUUGAAUAAGCUCCAGUGUUACGAAUAACAGAAUGGCAGAAGCCAUUGAGAUCACUGCCCUGCCCAGCACAGAGGAAUUGUGACGUGAGUUGAGUGUUGUGCUGUGCAGCGGUGGCGCACGCGGAGUUGUGCAGGCACUGAAUCUGCUGUGACACAGAUGCAGAACUGCUCUAAAUGGGCUUUUGGGGUCAGUGCUGUUUUCUCUCCCCUACACCUUACAACCAAAUGUCUGUGAUGCUAAUGAAACAAUUGUGGCAGAUCCUACAGGUGUGUAAAACUUUGCAGAAGGAAUGGGAGGGUGUCAGGAGUUUUUGGAAGCGUGGGUUUGUGUUUGCGUGGGGAGAGCUGGUGGCUGCUUUUGACAAACCCUUCUGUGCUCCUGGGCUGUUGUGUUUAAGUUUACAUUGUGGAGAGAGAGGAUGGAGAGAAAAAGGGGAGGGAGAGAAUUUGGUUCUAGAAGAACUAAGAGAUGUACUGACUUACUUGAAGAUGUGCUGAUAUCAGUUGUAGGUGGGGAGGGGAAGUAGAAAGGGGAAAAGAGUAUUUUACCCUUUUUUUUUCCUUAACAUUGCCCAUAUCCUGCUCCUCUCUACAAAAGAACGAGCUCAACCACUUGAGGCAAAACCUUGAUGAUGAAACCUCAUAACAAAGCAACUGCAUGUCAUGGCUUUUAAUUGCAUCUAUCCUUGGAAAAUGGUUUCUCUGCGUGCUGCACGGGGUUGUGAUCAGCAGAAUGAAGAAAUCUGCUUUGCACUAGUUUAUCUGGAUGUUUGGGGAUGAUCAGCCUCUCAGAAACUGCAGAAGGCUGCAGUGCCUGAUGGGCUGCUAAUUGAAUACCUCCUAAAGAGCGAGGGCUCCCAGGUGGGGCUUAUGGAACACGCGCUGCCAUGGCACCCGUGUCACAGCAUCCUGGCCUUCCAGGAGGUCCCUGGGGAGCAGCCUGCCUGAGCAGGACGUGCUGAGGCUGUGCUGUAGGAAGCCAUUACCAGAUGCUUUUUUCUCAAGUGAACGACUUCGGGGGGUUUGCAGAGCCUCAAAAUACUCCUGGGGUUGGGAAAGGAAAGCAUGUUGAAAUGUGAUACCAAAUUUUAAGUAGGAACUUUCACUUAAUCUCACUCAUGAAACUCUGGAAUGGCUCCCUGUGAAAGCUUAAACUUUCUGCUUUGGAGCUGACCUGAAGUGACUGAUGGGCAGUGCUGGAAACAUGACUUGUCCGUCGUUCGGUUGUUGUUGUUGUCCCAGACCUCUCCCUGGUGUUUUGUUUUCCCUGCUCCUUAGCAGGUUCUCCUAUGUGUAUGCCAGGCUUUUCUUUCAUAUAGGGUAGCGUUUAAAAACAGCACAAAUUUGGUUUCAUUUGUGGGCCUGCAGAGUUGUGUGUCUGAGUGGUGGUCAUCAGAUCUUUCUUAGGUGCUUGGGUAGCCAAGAUAUCCGUUAUUUUCUGAAGAGCUGUAAGGCAUUCCUCUGUUGGAAGCAGCUUUUGCUUGAGUUGUGGGUGCACCAGUGAGGCUCGCUGUCCCCAGACACACUUCACUUAUAUCCCACUGCUGGUGGUCUCAGCAGCAGGCACUGCUCUGCGCUUGCACCGGGAGCAGUGUUUGGCUCUUUGGGAACCCCUCUCCUGAGCAGCAUCGGGUAAUUCCUGCAGGCUCCCUUCAGGAGCUGUUAGUGAGGCAGGAUCACAGCUGUGUGAUCUCUGUGCCGUAGCGAGAGUUGGCCCCAGGUGAAGCUUGUUGGUACUCUGCAGUGAGCGCCCCAAAUAAUCGAGAUCUUGUUCUGCACGGGGUAAUGCUUGGACUGCUAUAGGAGUGCAGACAGCGUCAUCAGAUCUCUCCAGAAGCUUUAGGAAAUAAGAUUUCAAUAUUAGGCCUAUUCACAUCUGAUUCACUACCAAAAACUGUGAGUAGAGCUCAGCUCCAGAGCCUCCUCCCUGGAAGCCGUGUUUCUGCUCCUGAUUCGUGCCGUGGGUCUCAGCGUGAGCCCCAGCUCCGACGUGUGCGCUGUGCACCACCAGCACGGCUGCAGGUUGGCCCUCCAGGAUGCCUGCGGGUUCAAGGGCUGCCAGCUCCUUGAAGCAUCAUUGUUAGCCAUUCGAUGUCACACCCUGCUCGUAUUUACACGUUUAUGUUUUUGGAAGCAAUUGCUAAUAGCUAGGUGAAGAACUGCUGCUUUGCACCAAAUUGGUUAAAGUCUCUAGUUUUAUGGCCAUGUUUACUUAGACUGCAUAUACAGAAUUUGUGCUGUAAAGGCUUUAGAGCAUCGGCCAACUCACUUCAGUGCUCAGUUUUAUUCUUUGUCAAAUAAAGGUUUUGAAAUCUGCCCUGCCAAAGCUGUACUGAAGCACUUAUCAAUACUGCUAGAAUUUCUGCUGUAACUUUCUCUGAACUGCUAGAAACAAAACCUGACCCCCCCCAGCUGAUGAAUACUUUUAUCAGGUUGUUCUGAGCCCGGUGAUCUAAAUCUUUGCAUUCCACAAAGCCUUGCUUUGAGCGAAUGGCUGUGUGCUGCCGGAUUAGACGGUGAUUUUGGCUUUUCAGAAGCAGGAUUUACAUUAGAGAAAAUCUGGGUGGAGUUGAGUAUCUUAGUUAAAAUUAAAUACAAGAGCGAUUGCUGUCUAGAAGCUGUCUUCUGUUUCAGUGUGUGUCCCUGCUUUGUGCACGCAUCCUUGGCCCAGCCUUUAGCAACCCCUUCACCAGGCUCUCCUCUGGCCAGCAGAGUGGGAGUGUGUCUUUAUUUGUGUGGUAGGCACAAACGCUUUUUGGCUGGAGCAGGGGUAAGGAUGUGAUGCCGAGAGCUGCCCAGGUUUCGGAGCAGCUGAGUGAAUGGACUCUGUGCUCAAAUCGGGCUCUUUACGCUCUCUUCAUUCAUCAGAGCUCUGCACUAAGCUGUCACCUCAGCUUGGCAGAAUGAUUUCCCUAUGAGGUGGUGACCACCCUGGGUCUGCUGAGCGUGUUCUGGGUAUUUCCUGCAUGCCCUGUGGUUACAUACUGAACAAUUGCUGAGAGGAUAACCAUUGCCUGAGAGACUGAGGGGAUCUCCUGGGCCUCUUUGUGCGUACUCCUGUACGUGAGGCUGCAGGCAAGCUCAGAGGCGAUGAGCACUGACAUAAUACCUGGCAGUCUCUGGGCACGGAGCGGUCUGGCAGGAGGGGACGUUUCCUGGCCGAGUGGAGCUGUGCUGUUAUUGUGACAAUCUCUGCUGCGUUGCUCGUUGUGCUUGACUUUCUGUGUGGACACUUGGGCUCAAGGACUGCUAACCUUGUGCCUCCAAGAGAUGUUCCUUCUUUCUCCCUCUGUCCUCACCCCUUGCUGUCUCCUUUCCUCAGAAGUAGCAAUAUUUCACUUGGUUAAGUUUUCUUUCAGACACUGUGCCAUUAAUGAUCAAACGAAGGAACGCAUCCCCGGGGUUUCUUCACCAGACUUGGACUGACUGCCACACGGCUCCACAGAAAUCGAACAUUAAUUCAAAGAGGCCUUUUGCAAUCCUCUCUUGGAGACCAGCUUGGGAAAUAGGGUCAGUUUGGUGUACAUUGUUCAACAGAUUUCUUCCUGCACUGUGUAGAUGUAGCUUAGUUGGUGAUCCAAAUGCACAGUGGUUUGGGUUACUCCUUGACUGAUGCUUUUUAGCUUAAGACUUUUACAAACUCACGUAAGGAACUUGAGGGAAUCAAUUCUCAGGAAUCCUACAGCUGGUUGCGUUUGUGUCAUUUACUGUUCUGGGCUGAACGUACUGCAGUUGUCCUUGCAGGUGGCUGAAGGGGAGCAUGCUUGUGUCAUCAGGAAAUGGGAUGUGGUUCUGCCCAAAGUAAUACACACUUGAUUCUUUUUUUGAUUUUUUUUUUUUUAAAUAUUGAGGGUCUGUUUAUCAACAAAAUUGAUGUGUAAAAUAAAUUUGAUAUUUAAAAAAAUAAACACUUUAUGAUAA